CUACACUGGCGGGUUUUGUUGAAUUACCAACUAGUGAGCGUGUGGACUCUUGUCUAUGGAGUAGGCUAAAUCUGGAUUGUUGGUCGAGACCGAGACACUGAACCAACUGGUGUCUCAAAAACGACAAGUAAGCCGCUGCUGAAAGAGUGAUUGAGAUCAACUGUUAUAAUAGAGACAUGAACCUGCUGUCAAAAGCAGGCCAUCAGCAUGUUUGAAGCAUUUAUAUGGGACACCAAAACGGAUUUGGGGCCCCUGGCCCUUAAUUGGUUUGAGGAAUUGACUGUGAAAGCAUCAAGAAAGGAUGAAACGGAUGUGGGAGAAUCCAUGGCAACUGGACCAUCAAGCCAUGCAGACAUCGUCUUCAAGCCUUCAGGGAUUAAAGCCGAAAUAUUUUUGGCUAGUCAGACAUCUACACCCAAGCUCCUCCACAAGCCACCACAAGCUUCUCCAGAGUUCUUGACGCAAGGAACACCAGCAUCUGCACAGGUCUUGUUAUUGAAGGAGUCUAGCCUGUGCCCAUUUGCAUCAGAAAACGAGAGUGGGCCUUUCAAUCACCAAAGAGGUACAGAACUAAAAAUUGCCCAUGAACCAGGGGAAACGCCUAAAAGAUUUUCGUCUAAAGUUGCACAGCGAAUUUCGGAAAGCCUUGGUGCCCAGAUCAAUCCGGACCUGUCCUGGAGCAGUUCUUUAAACACCCCAUCAUCACUGACACCAACCCUCAUUUUAUCUAAGAGACAAGAUCCAAGCUCAGCUGUCAAGACUUCUGCAGAUAGGGUAGUUUUUGUGCGUCAGCUUUUUCCUCCAGUCUUCAAAGAUGAUAUCUUGGAAGCAUCAGAAGAAGACAGGCCAUUCAUUGAGGAGGCGAAAGGUGACAAAGAAAAGAAGAUUGACUGCUCUCCUGAGGAAGAUAAUUAUGUCAACUGUGGGUGGAAGCGGACGGUUCCUGAUGCAAUAGAGGAUGGAGAACUGCGGACAACCGUGGAAAGUGUUCUUGAUGGCACUGAGGAAGUCCUUUCCUUCCUCUUCACCAGCAGGAAUUCAUCCCUGCAAAGGGUGAGGACCAGAGAGCAGGUGAAGAGGAGGUUAACCUCUGCAUCACAAGAAGCUCCUCUGGCUCCGGACGCAACAAUGGCUCAUAGAAAUCCGGAUGGAGGUACAAAGCCAGACUUGCCUGUCAGUGAUAUCGCCAAGCCAGGAGAGAUCAGCUGUCCCCUGAAGAAGAGAGACUGUGGAAUUACACAGUGGACUCCAUUAAGCUUGUCUGAGAUUUCAGAUUCUAAUGUAGAGCAGGUUCGCUCAUGUGAUUCAUCUACUAACCAGCAUGCUCAACACCUACAGCAUAUGCAGCAUCAAAAGCAUGAUUCUGCCUCUCAGACAUCUUUAGUGCAUGCUAUAGAUGGGCAGAAGUCCCUGUCAGACAUACGAUUGAAUGCGCCUCAAGUGUUUGUUUCCACACUGGAUGCCUCAUGUGCACCAUCCUCAUGUAGGAAACCCAAGAAAUGUAUUUACUCUGCAGGAAACUCUGCAUCCUCAAGUCAAGAUGUCAGGCAGCGGUUCUACAAACCUCUUCAUCAGUAUCAAACUGUGCCAUACUCUGACAUGCUUGAAAGUCGACAAUCAGCUGAAAGAACACAACAGCAAACACCAAAUGCACACAGAAGCAGAAGCCAAGUUUGUCACUCUACAACUUCUCAAAAGGAUGUUGACAUGUCGCAGCUGUGCAAGGCAUUUGCGGAAGAUUUUAGUCAAGACAUCUGCCCAAGCACAUCAUCUGUGAAGCAUGAGGAAGUGGUGCUGGGCCAAAGCUCCCCCAGUCCUGCUCCAGCAAUGAACAUGGAUGCUGGACCUAAGCCACUAUGUGAACGCCAGACCGGCCCAUUUGAUACGCAAAGUGACUCUUCCAUCAUUGGACAGAAUGGCAUUCUGUCACAGCUUGACAUAAGUAACAAUGUUUACCAAGCAUUAGAGUGUCAAACACCCAAACACAACAACACCAUAACCUCCAGUUAUGGUCAUUCUGCUACAGGAUAUGAGGCAUCCAGGUGUUUCACAGCGUCUCAAAGCCAAGCCUUUUCUGGUUUCAAAAAGGCCAAUGGGAAGACUAUAUCUCUUCCACAGGAAGCUGUAAAUGUGGCAAAAUCAUUGCUGAGUGAAUUUGCUGAAGCUGAUCUCACAGACGUUACUGCCCUACAUAAUAGAGACCGAUCGGACAACAAUGAGGGCACUCAGGAUUGUAGAAAGAGGAGCCAUCUCAGCCAUGUGCCCCGCUCAGGGCAGAAGACCACUAGACUCCUACCUGACAGAAAUAAGAUCUGUACUCCUCAUUACCCAUUGGAUGUGUGUGGUUUCAAAACCGCCACAGAUAGAAGAAUAAAUGUCUCUUCAUUGAGUCUCUUGAAAGCCAAGAAAAUGUUCAGGGAAUUAGAAGAUGAAGCCUCAAUAGAUAACCUCAUUGGAGUCCAGUUAAAAGAGGUUAGUGGAAAACCACGGGUCCUUGAGUCAGACUUUGAUAUGAAGAGCAUAUCACCUCCGCUGGUACUUCCUCUCAGUUCAGCUGAUGCUUGCUCAGCCUUAACGGCAUCACAAAAAGCAGACGUGUCUGAGCUCUGCAGCCUGCUAGAGGAUGCAAACAGCCAGUGUGAGUUCACACAAGUCAAGACAGGGGAGAGAGAGUGGGACCCAGAUAUUCUGACAGGCAUCAACUUUGAUGAUAGUUUUAGCAAUGACAUAGAACAUCAUACGUCUAUGCAAAGAGGUGGUGUUAAAUUAAACAAUGUUUUACAUGUCAGGGUUGAAAAUAUAUCGGUAGAUGAAAUAUCACUGUCAGACUUUAAAACUGAAUUAAACACUUCAGUGGAAAAUGUAGUGAAUGUGCAGGGCAAUGAUUUUGGUAGAAGUCAGGACAGCUGUGCUGGAAUGAUCAACAAUCAUGAGUUCAUAGACACCUCUGGGAGAAAAAAUAAGUCAUUGGAGAACUGUAGUUCUGCCAGUGAUCCUUGCAUUAAAGAAGAACCCAAAGGUGGCCUCAGUAGAACUAGGCAGUCUGGGGAUGAAGGUGUUUUUGGUAAAACUAUAUUGAAGAUUAACUCCAGUGUAGCACUCAAUUCAGCUGUUUCUUGCUCAGAGGAAAACCUCUGUGGAUUCAGAACCGCGGGAGGCAGGAAGGUUCUUGUGUCUGAAACUGCACUCCUUCAGGCAAAGGCACUUUUGAGUGACUGUACUGAUUCUGACCACAACAAGCCACUCAAAGAGCUCAGUGAUAUAAAUGCCACAACACAUAAACAUGGAAAAAAUGUAAGUGGAGCUCCGACAGCACAAGAAGAAUCUACACUCAAAACUUCCAUUACAGGGAUUACACUCAAAGCUGAUAUUGGUGGACAGUCAUGUGACCUCAGCACAGAAGGCACCAAGAUGGUUUGUGCAUCUGUAGAGGCAUUACCAAAUGUCAAGAAUCAUCUGGACAAGAUACAUCGGUCAUAUGAGUGUGUAUCUAGUCAACAAAAUGCAAAUUCAGUAACUCAAGUUGUUGAUAUCAAGUCUAAGAAAGGAUACAGGACAGUAAGUCAGAAAAGUGUGUGUGUUUCUACAAAAGCCCAUCAGGAUGCAGCGACUUUAACAGACCGUGUUGGAUGUCCAGUGAAGUCAACCUACAUAGAAACGAUACAAGACGCUCCAUUGGAGUCCGGUCCAGUCAAAAAAGACUCUGGUUUCAGAACUGCGAGGGGGAAAUCUGUGCUUGUAUCUGAAAAUGCAUUGGUAAAAGCAAGGAGUAUUUUGAGUGAGACUGCAGAGAAUGGCCAUGGUGACGCUGAUAAACAUGUAAGUGAUUUUACAAACUCUUCAGGGAAAACGCUGCCGGUUACUAAAAAUCCUGAAGUCUUAUUUUCUGGAAAACCUAUUGGGGAGGGUGUAGAUUUGUUCAUUGACAGUGGAAAUUCCUCUCAUAGUGAUAUGCCAGGAAAAAGGGAACACAAAACAGACAUGGAUCACAGGGAUUCAAGAAAAAGCUUUGGAUUUAGUACAGCAGGUGGGAAACACAUAUCUGUGUCUAGUACUGCACUUCAGAAAGCACAACAGCUUUUAAAUGAAUGUAUACAGCCACAAGGCUUAGAACAUGGUAAUGGUUCUACAGUAAAACUUCCACCAGUGCAAAGAAACAGUGAGCAAGACUGUUUUGGAUUCAGCACAGCAAGUGGUAAAGGAAUAUCUGUUUCAGCUGAGUCAGUUCAAGCUGUGAAAGCACUAUUAGCCGAUUGCGAUUCAUCAUCAAACAUAAAUUGUAUCAAAAUUAAGCAUGCUCCCAAAAAUGGACAAGAUAAAGAUUAUGCUGACAGUCUCCUUGGUAGUACCUCUGAGGAUGUGAUAACUGGAUCUGCUCUAGUAACAAGUGGGGAUGUUGGUAUAAGUGAACAUUCAAUCAAUAACCCAAGAGUCACCAAUUGUGGGUUCAGCACUGCAAGUGGCAAACUUGUGUCCUUAUGCAGCAUUGCUAUUGAACGUGCCAAGCACCUGUUUGAUGAAAGCCUAAGACCAGAAGAUUCGGAGCCCUUAAUAGAUGUUUUGCAGCAUGAUGAACAAAUGGAUCUGCAGGACCGAGGCCGGCAUUUUUAUGAAACAAAUAGCAAAUCUCUGUCCAUGUCUGCCAAGUCAAUUAAAUGUGAUGUUAAAUUUGAUGAUUGCAGUCAUGUUCCAGCUAUCAGUUGUGGACAACUCACAAAGAAUUCCUGCCAUACUGACCUUAAGGCAAGCAAUAUUUUGAGUACUUGUAACAUUGCAACAGAGACCCAAAAUGAAGACUCAAAAUGUGGAGAACAUUCAAUCGUAUCUUUUGGAUUUAGCACAGCAAGUGGUAAAGAUGUUGCUGUAUCAAAGAAAGCUUUGAAGGAGGCAUAUAAGCAGUUGGAGACAUGUGGUGUUGAAACACUACCUAAAAGGAAUUUUGACAUUGCACCAGAAAAACACCCAGAACCUGCAGUACCCUCAGACUCUGAGAGAAACCAGUGCAACAUUUCCUAUUGGUCAGGACCACCUAAAAGAGACUCCUCUGGGUUGAGCAUUCAGUCUGAUGGUCUGAGUAAUUGCACCACAACCCAGCAAAGAUACUUUGAACAGGAAGCUGAUGCUUGCACUAAGGCCUUACUGGAGGAUGAAGAUCUUCAUGAUGAUACUCUCCAUGGGACAUCAGGUGCAAGUCCAGUAAAUCUACGUUUGGAAAAAAGACGGAGUGGAAAACGAGAUUGGGAAUAUGAUUAUUCUAAAGAUCAGCCUCCUCUGAAAAGAUGUCUUCUAACAGCGUUUAGCAAGUCAAAGAGAACCCUUGUGCCUUUGAAAAGCUCCCCAAAUGGGGUUUUGAAUGAUCGGACAGUGACAUGCAAUAUGUCACUAAAGCCAAAUACCACUCAACCGCAUAGGACUAUUAUGACACCAAAGAGGAUAAAUGAAGAACCAGGGUUGACUACUCCAGUGUCCUAUGCCAAACAGCAGGAAAAGUUGCCAGUGUUUGUGCCCCCUUUUAUUAAACAAACAAAUCCUGAAAAUCAGAAAGGGGAGAGAUCACUGGCCCAUAGAGCACCAAGGGUUUUUGUGCCACCAUUCAAAACAAAAGCAAAUGACUGCAAAAGUCCCUUUGACCCUGUUGCUGGAUCUGACAGCCACACAGAGAUGCAUAAAGAAUGCAAUGGUUUUGUUCCUCUGAUGAAAAAGAUUUGCACUCAUGCUGACGCUUGCAUUCAGAACUGCUCCGCCCUUUCAGACUCAAGCCACAGCAGGAUUUUUCCAUGCAAAGAUGGGGAUGAUCUCAACCACAAGGUUGAGCAUGGCCUUAAUCAUGAGCCGCUGAACACAGAUGUACACACAGAAGUUUAUAAAUCGCCUAGCCCCUCAGAAACCACUACCAGUGGGAGAGUGGCCAGACGGGAUCUGCCAGAGCAAAUCCAUGUGCCCUCAGAGGAAGCCUUGCGUUGUAUACAACUGGCUAGAGACAUGCAGGACAUGAGGAUCAGAAAGAAACGGCACACAAUCAGACCUCUUCCAGGAAGCCUCUUUCUUGCAAAGACAUCUGGUGUAGCCAGAGUCUCACUCCGAGCUGCUGUGGGAUACAAGUGUCCAAGACAGCACUCAGAGGGAAGGUUGUAUAUGUAUGGAGUGCCCUCUGAGGUGUGCCAGGUCAUUAGUGGUAGUGCCAAGUCUUUCAAGUUUCCAUGGAAGCACUUCUUCAAGUGGGAGACACUCAGUCAAGCUGGUGGAGUUCAGCUGGCUGAUGGAGGCUGGCUCAUCCCAGACCACAGGGGAAUGCUGGGAAAAGAGCAAUUUUACAGAGCACUGUGUGAUACUCCCGGUGUGGACCCGCAGCUGAUCAGUGAGGAAUGGGUGUAUAACCACUACCGCUGGAUAGUGUGGAAGAGGGCUUCCAUGGAGAGGGCCUUUCCCCAGGAGCUUGGAGGCCUUUGCCUCACCCCAGAGCAGGUGCUACUGCAGCUAAAGUACAGGUAUGAUGUGGAGGUUGACAGGAGCAUGAGAUCAGCCCUGAGGAAGAUCAUGGAGAGAGAUGACUCCCCAGCCAAGACGUUGGUCUUGUGUGUGUGUGAUGUGGAGACCUCUGGAACAACCAGCAAGACUGAAGGACCAGUAUCCACCAUCUGGCUUACUGAUGGCUGGUACAUGGUCAGGGCUGCACUAGACCCUCCCCUUACUGCCUUGCUGCAGCGAGGGCGCUUGCGUGUGGGAGACAAGCUGGUGACUCACGGAGCUGAGCUGGUGGGCUCUCAGGAUGCCUGUGCUCCUCUGGAGGCUCCUAAAUCUUUGAUGUUGAAGAUAUCAGCCAACAGCACCAGACCAGCACGGUGGGAUACCCGGCUGGGCUACCACUGUGACCCACGCCCUUUCCAGCUCCAGCUAGACACCUUGUUCAGUGAUGGAGGUGUGGUGGGCUGUGUGAAUUUACUGGUGCUCAGGAGCUACCCCAUGCAGUGGAUGGAGAAAACAGCUGGAGGGGUGUUCAUCUUCCGCAAUGAGCGUGCUGAGGAAAGGGAAGCCAGGAGUCAUGAGCAACAGAAGCAGAAGGCCAUGGAGUCACUCUUCAGCCGCAUUCAGACUCAGCUGGAGAAGGAGGAGGAACAAAGAAGGAGAAAUAGGAGUGUACAGAAACGGAUAGUUAGUCGUCGAGAGAUGGAAACUUUACAAGACGGGGAGGAACUUCAUGAGGCCAUGGAGUCUGACUCAACGUACCUACAGGCUGACCUGCGUGAGGAGCAGUUGGCCAGUCUGUGCAGCUUCAGGCGCUCAUUGGAGGAGAGGAGGCAAGUGCAGCUGCAGGACCAUUUCCGACGGGCUUUGCAGGAGGCAGAGCAGGGGAGUUCCAGUUGUGCCAGUAGGGAUGUCACCCCAGUGUGGAAACUUGCAGUCUGCGACGCCAGCAGCCAGCGGAGAAGCAGCAGUAAAGGCUCAGUUUUCCUGCUUAACAUCUGGCGCCCUUCGAUGGAGUUGCUCUCACUGUUGAAGGAGGGGGGUAGAUACAGAGCCUAUCACUUGUCCACAUCUGAGGGCAAGCGGAAAGCCACCACAGCUGCUAUCCAACUCACUGCCACCAAGAAAACACACUUUGAGCACAUGAAGGUGGUGCCAGAGCUGUUAGAAGAAUGUUUUGAGCCACGUCAGUGCCCAAGUUUCAACUCUCUUCAGAGACCUUUAUUCCACUCUCAUUGUGGAGAGGUGGAUGUCGUAGGAUAUGUCGUCUACAUCCGUGACAAAAAUGGUCCCUCUCCAGUGUUGUACCUAGUUGAUGAGAGGGUGGACUUUGUGUCUGUUCGCUGCUCCAAUACUCUGAGGCAGCUGGCUGUGGAGGAGCUUUCGAAGCCCCAGACCCUUUUAAUUGUGAGCAACGGCCUCUUGCGUCAGGCCUCAUCACCCAUUCCAGCCUUGUAUGCAGGAGACUUUACAGUGUUCAGGACAAGUUCCUCAGAGCCUCAUAUCCAGGAGCGAAUGAGACAGCUAAAAAGUCUAGUCCAGAACCUAGACCACUUUUUUAAGAGUGCAGAGGAAAAGCUGUCUACAUUGAUCCCCAUGCAAAGCUUAUUGACCCAGUCAUGUUCAAGUUUGACAUCUGAUCUAUGUCAGAAUGCAAGGAAUAAGCCACAACUGCCCAUUACCCCUGUGGGCAAAGGGACUCCUAUGGCAGCCAGGACCUCAGAGGGAAACAACCCAAAAAGCCUGAAGAGACGAAGGGGUUUUGAAUACCUAUCACGUAUCCCCUCUCCUCCUUCUCUUAGCCCCCUGGGUGCUGCAAUGUCCCCUCAUGUGAAGAAGACGUUCAAUCCUCCUCGGAGGUCUGAGAUACUCUGUACUAAGAGCAACACCUCUAUUCCAUCACCACAAGUGCCCAACUUUCCUCGAUCAGAAGACGAAUGGGUGAAGGAUGAAGAGUUAGCCUUGAUAAACACUCAGAAUUUGCUGGAUGGAUUGAUUAAAUAAACCAAACAGGAUUUCCAUUUGAAUACUUGACUUGACAGAAGGACAGUAGCAUUGAACAGCCCUAAUGUAACUUCUAUAAAUAAAC
Sardina pilchardus (European sardine) is the source of this 8554-nucleotide messenger RNA. RefSeq names its product BRCA2 DNA repair associated (gene brca2). Gene Ontology annotation, biological process: double-strand break repair via homologous recombination; regulation of DNA-templated transcription. NCBI's taxonomy places the organism in Eukaryota, Metazoa, Chordata, Actinopteri, Clupeiformes, Clupeidae. The transcript is spliced from 28 exons. The record is from RefSeq and is a predicted model, not a curated record. The coding region runs from base 208 to 8469 and encodes 2753 amino acids.